GAGAGUUCAUCGCGAAAUUUAAUGGGUAAAAAUUGAAUGCCUCGAGUUCUGUUUAAGCUUUCGCCGAAUCGCCGUUUUCUCAAAGAAACGAGAAAAAAAAUUCUCAGGAAACCGCCAAUUUCUCCAUUUCACAUGAUAAUCGGAGCUCUGUAGUCAUGGCGAUCAAUAAACCUGCAGCAAAUUCCGGCUAUGAACGCAUCGUUCUUGCAUCCGCCAUGGCCUCGCGGCUCCUCCUACUCUUCUUAAUCAUUUUCUGGCGCGCUCUCCUCAGCCCUUACGACACCUCCGCAUCUCUGAAUCCUACUUGCUUGAUCGAUCCAUCAUCUUCGCCUCUCGCCGAACAACCAGCUCUGUUUCCUGCAAUUGGAUCUGCCAUUGAGAGCAGCAUUGUCUGGGAUGGCGUCUACUUCGUCCGCAUCGCCCAGUGUGGUUAUGAAUAUGAGAAAUCCUACGCUUUUUUGCCCCUUCUUCCUCUCUGCAUUUCCCUGCUGUCUCGCACAGUGCUAUCGCCUUUGGUUCCGGUAAUUGGGCAUAGAGCUGUGUUGGGACUAUCCGGAUAUGUAAUCAAUAACAUUGCUUUUGUGCUUGCAGCACGUUAUCUUUUCAGGCUUUCACUUAUUAUUUUGAAGGACGCGGAAGCAGCAAUGCGGGCUUCUAUUUUAUUUUGCUUCAAUCCAGCUUCUAUAUUUUAUUCAUCACUGUAUACUGAGAGUCUAUACUCUUUAUUUUCAUUUGGAGGAUUAUAUCACUUGAUGAGUGGCAGAAAUAGUGUUUCUGCUCUUUGGCUCGCUCUGUCUGGUUGUGCUAGGUCUAAUGGAGUGCUCAAUGCUGGUUAUAUCUGUUUUCUGACUAUGCAUUGGGCUUAUGAUGCUCUUUGUCUGAAGAAAUGCGUGCUUCGGACAUUGCAGGUUCUAAUUACUGGAGCGUUUCACUGUCUCUGUAUAUUUGGGCCAUUUGUUGUGUUUCAAGCAUAUGGGUAUUACAACAUCUGCAGUGGACGCUUACCAGAUGAAUUGAGGCCAUGGUGUAAAGCAAGGGUACCUCUGCUAUACAAUUUUGUUCAAAGUCAUUACUGGGGAGUAGGUUUCUUAAGAUAUUUCCAAUUCAAACAGCUGCCAAACUUUCUACUUGCAUCCCCAAUUUUAUCUUUGGCUUCUUUCUCUAUUGCUCAUUAUGCGAAGUCAAAGCCAAAGCUUUUGUUGUCGGUGGGCUUCCAAGCUGCUGCCGAGGAUAGAAAUUCUGCAGCUAUGCUUUACUUUCCAGAACGUGCUUCAAGGUCAAACAUACCUCAGCCUGCGGUGGCAUAUUCCUCCAGGAUACAAGGAAAUCAGAAUCUUAGGCGGAGAAAGCAGAUUAUUGGACAGGAUCCUGCUGAUCUUCCAGUAGAGGAUAAACCAUCCAUGGGGUCGGGAUACUUUUCUGCUUUUGUACUUCCAUUUAUCCUACAUACGGGAUUUAUGGCGGCCACGGCAUUUUUUGUCAUGCAUGUACAGGUCGCAACACGGUUUCUCUCUGCCAGCCCUCCUCUCUAUUGGUUUGCCUCAUAUAUUAUGGUUUCACCUGGUCGCUUUAAGAGAUGGGGAUAUGUGAUCUGGUCAUACUCCGUUGCUUACAUUCUUCUCGGUAGUCUGCUUUUUUCGAAUUUCUACCCUUUCACAUGAUUAGUUCCCAUUAGCUAUGAUAUGGAAGCAUCGUCAGGUCGCUGGUGACCAUGCUAUUGCUUCAUAAAUCCGAUUGAUCAUUCUGGUUAGAACUCAACUCAACUAUUGCUUUUUCGAGUCGUUUAUGAAAGAAACUGGGAUUUGAAGCAAUUCCAAUUGGCUUUUGCUGUAGUUGAGUUUCAUCAGAAUUCAUCCAUUGAUGACAUCAAUGAGCAGAAUGAUGGUGGACUAUGUUCCUUAUCAGCUUCAAGGAUUAAGAUCUCAUUACAUAUGUUGUGUUUAUAGCUCUGAAAUUGAGAUCAGACCACAGAUAUUAAUCAUUGGUAUUGUAGUGCAAAGAAUUUGAAUGGUUGUGAAGGGGAUUCGUUCAGAUGUGAUCGACCUUGUGGCUAUCACUUUAUGAUAGAAAUGAAGAAGAUUUUUAACCUUGACCACGUUGAAUAA
Molecule: messenger RNA, 2105 nt
Organism: Momordica charantia (bitter melon)
Lineage: Eukaryota; Viridiplantae; Streptophyta; Magnoliopsida; Cucurbitales; Cucurbitaceae
Biological process (GO): GPI anchor biosynthetic process
Cellular component (GO): endoplasmic reticulum membrane; mannosyltransferase complex
Molecular function (GO): GPI mannosyltransferase activity; alpha-1,6-mannosyltransferase activity
Source: RefSeq, a predicted model, not a curated record